Messenger RNA from Talaromyces rugulosus, 1050 nucleotides. RefSeq lists its product as uncharacterized. The record is from RefSeq and is a predicted model, not a curated record. Bases 1 to 1050 code for a protein of 349 amino acids. Gene Ontology annotation, cellular component: cytosol; cytoplasm. Gene Ontology annotation, biological process: secondary metabolic process. NCBI's taxonomy places the organism in Eukaryota, Fungi, Ascomycota, Eurotiomycetes, Eurotiales, Trichocomaceae. Gene Ontology annotation, molecular function: hydrolase activity; carboxy-lyase activity. The transcript is spliced from 2 exons.
AUGACUGAUAAUACAUUCGAUUGGCUCGCGGAAAAGGCGAUAGGAUGGAUCCAUACGCCUCCAGUCAAUAAGAUUGACACACACCAUCACAUCGUCCCGCCGUUCUAUGCAAAGGCAAUCGAAGAACAAGGAGGUGACCCUAGUGGCUGGCCCACCCCACACUGGAGCUCUCUGGGGUCUAAACUCCUGAUGAAGCGAGUAGGGGUCAAGACUGCAGUCGUCUCCAUCACAGCCCCAGGGGCAUGUAUUCUCCCAGACCGUCAUGCACGUGCCCAACUUGCGAGGCAGCUGAAUGUGUACUCCGCCGAACUUCGUGACAAAGAUCCUCAGUCCUUCGGGUUCUUUGUCUCGCUACCUGAUAUCCUCGAUACAGAAGAUUCCCUUGCAGAGAUUACCUACGGGUUAGACACACUCGGUGCUGAUGGGGUCACCCUCUUCACUCGCUAUGGCAACUCGAACACCUAUCUCGGCCAUCCUGCUAUCGAGCCCAUCUGGAUUGAACUGAAUAGACGCCAUGCCGUCGUCUUCAUUCAUCCUACGCAUCCGGUCGACACCAACCCCGUCAACCCGAAGCUCCCACAGCCCGCCAUCGACUAUCCCCAUGAAACAACCCGCACAGCAAUGGACAUGAUCACCAACGAGACACGUCUCAAGUACCCAGACUGCAAAGUCAUCCUGUCCCAUGCAGGCGGGGCGCUCCCAUAUCUAAUCUCCCGCGUCACGACCCCCAUGAGAAAAGCUCCCAACUUCACCGUCUCCCACCGGAUUGGGACAACGCAUGCGAAAGCACUCAAAGCAUUCCGCAGCUUUCACUUUGAUUUGGCCUUGAGCUCCUCUCCGCAUGUUUUGGACAUGCUGCUAAAGACAGUUCCGUCGGAUCAUAUCCUGUACGGGAGUGAUUUCCCAUAUGCACCAAUAACGGCACACCCGGCUUUCCUAGAGGAUCUGGAGGAGUAUGAGAUGGAUCAGGAACUCCGUGAUAAGAUUAACUUUGGAAAUGCGAGGAAGCUGUUCCCUCGAUUAGCAUCGCGCGGUGACGGCAGUCUUUAG